Plasmopara halstedii is the source of this 174-nucleotide messenger RNA. RefSeq lists its product as uncharacterized. Lineage: Eukaryota; Oomycota; Peronosporomycetes; Peronosporales; Peronosporaceae. Bases 1 to 174 code for a protein of 57 amino acids. The transcript is spliced from 2 exons. The record is from RefSeq and is a predicted model, not a curated record.
AUGUGCGAAAUUGCUCAAUUUCUUUGGAAGUUUGGCGGUGUCGAUCUUGGAUGCCACAUUAUCGAAGCAUUUGGAUGCACAUUUGCUCGAAGAUUCUUGUCCCAAAUGCAGUACGAGGCAACUGAUACGGUCAUAUCUGAAGAGAAAAGCCUUAGGGCCCAGCCAGUCGUGUAA